Messenger RNA from Bolinopsis microptera, 621 nucleotides. RefSeq lists its product as uncharacterized. NCBI's taxonomy places the organism in Eukaryota, Metazoa, Ctenophora, Tentaculata, Lobata, Bolinopsidae. The coding region runs from base 3 to 560 and encodes 185 amino acids. The transcript has 7 exons. The record is from RefSeq and is a predicted model, not a curated record.
GGAUGCCUCCAAAUGUUAAGAAGAAGAAAAAGCAAAAGAAGAGUAAAGUAUCAUCUGCUCUUGAGCCUGCUCCUUCAGUACAGGUGAAAGCUCUAUUGAAAGCGUACCAAUCCAGUGUAUAUGGCCAUUCUACAUAUGUUAGCCCUUCUAUUGAAGAGGACUUGAGACAAGGCAUCGACAAGAACCAGUUCGUAUCAAAGUUUGUGCUGUCAGGUGGUCCUACAAACAAACCUGUUUCCCUGUCAUGUCUGAUACAGGCCUUACGUGCCGUUUGCUAUAUGAAGAUUCGAGAGAUUUACUGCUGGAGAACACCAAUAUCAGACAGCGAUAUAAUUGAUAUGGCUCUACUGUUAGAGACCCCUUGUUGGAAAAAUGUUUCUACAAUAGAACUAAUCGAUACCGGUCUCUCUGACUUCGCUUUAGGCCGUCUUAGCAGGACCUUUCCCGUUGGAAGAUUGAAAAAGCUAGUGCUCGAUUACAACAGGUUUGGGGACGAAGGGAUGGCUAACCUGCUGGUUUGCCUCUCUGGUAACACCGAACUAAAACACCUUUUUCGGUGAACUACUGUGAUCUUACCAUACCUAGCGGGGCUCUCAUUGCUGAGCUUCUCACCAAAUCUAC